Aspergillus saccharolyticus JOP 1030-1 is the source of this 1515-nucleotide messenger RNA. Its product is annotated as MFS general substrate transporter. Gene Ontology annotation, biological process: transmembrane transport. NCBI's taxonomy places the organism in Eukaryota, Fungi, Ascomycota, Eurotiomycetes, Eurotiales, Aspergillaceae. Gene Ontology annotation, cellular component: membrane. The transcript is spliced from 8 exons. The coding region runs from base 1 to 1515 and encodes 504 amino acids. The record is from RefSeq and is a predicted model, not a curated record. Gene Ontology annotation, molecular function: transmembrane transporter activity.
AUGGGCCACCGCAAAGAGGACACCACCCGGCCAGGCAAUGGCCAUCCAGAAGAUGGGUCGAGUCAUACAGAUCAGCCGCUUGAGGUUCGACCUCUCCGCUCGUGGAAGGGAUAUCUCUGGGACACAUGGGAGCUGCCCCACGAUCAGCGUUGGCUCUUGUUCAAGGUGGAUGCCUUCGUCCUCACCUUCGCCUCGAUUGGCUAUUUUCUGAAGAAUCUGGAUCUCAACAACAUCAAUAAUGCUUAUCUGAGCGGGAUGGAGGAGGAUAUGAAGAUGUACGGCAACCAACUAGUGACCAGCACCUCGAUCUACACGGUGGGAUACGUGAUCGGACAAAUCCCUUCCAACCUGCUGCUGACUCGCAUAUCGCCCCGCUGGAUUAUCCCUACGCUCGAAGUUGGAUGGGGCAUCGCUACCAUAUGCACAUCGACAGUGAAGUCCUAUCAUGCACUCUAUGGCAUCCGGUUUCUGGUCGGGUUAUUUGAAUCCGGCUUCUACCCCGGCAUCCACUACCUGCUCGGAUCAUGGUAUACCCCGCAAGAGAUUGGCAAACGCGCCAUGAUUUUCUGGCUGGCAGGGUCCAUGGGCACGCUCUUUAGUGGCUUUCUCCAGGCGGCUGCCUACACUAAUCUGAAUGGCGUGAACGGUCUGGCCGGUUGGCGCUGGCUGUUUGUCAUUGAUGGGAUUAUCACGCUGCCACUGGCACUGGCGGGGUAUAUUUUCUUUCCCAACCUGCCGCAAGAUGGCCGUAAGACCUGGUGGAUCACCCAGGAGGAGCACCUCCUUUCCGUCAAGCGCAUGGAUGCCGUUCAUCGUGCGGGCCAGUCCCCGUGGACCAAGGCCAAGGUCAAGAGGAUGUUCCUCAGCUGGCACAUCUAUCUUCUGCGUACGUUCUGUCGCGGCCCCGGUGCACUUGACGUUUCACUGACUGCUCCAGCGCUGCUGUACAUUGUGUGGAACAAUGGCUACCCUCAAGCUGGCAUGGGAUACUGGCUGAAGAGCUUCAACACGACUCCGGCGCCUGUACCGGGCACGAGCUACACCGUGCCCCAGAUCAAUGACUACCCUUUGCUCACCACCGGUCUGUUCAUCAUCGUGGCGCUGACCUGGGGCUGGUUGUCUGACGGCCCGUUGCGAGGGGCUCGUUGGCCGUUCAUCUACGCGGGUGCGGUCAUCACAAUUAUCUUCUGCGCGCUGUUGCGGCAGAUGCCUCUGUACACCAACAUCACGGGCCGGAUGGCGGUGUACUGGCUGAGCAAUAUCGGGCUGGGUGCUGGUCCCCUGAUUCUCAGCUGGGCCAAUGAGAUCUGCACCGCCGACACGGAAGAGCGCGCGUUGGUGAUUGUGCUUGCCAAUGAUCUCGCCUAUGUUGUUCAGGCUGUGGCCCCAAACUUUGUGUGGAAGACGACCGACUUUCCCGCCGCGAAGAAAGGCUAUUUGUGGUGCAUCAUCUUGCAAGUGCUGAGUAGUAAGUCAACCCCGCAAGCUGUGUAUGUUACAUAUCAUCAUCAUUGA